AUGAUUGACAAGUUCCAGAUCUAUCUCAAUCGAGCGUUCCCCAUUAAGCACCGAGAUGGUGUUCGUGAUCUACCAUCUUGUCCAUACCAAUGGCCUGACGGGCAGGGCGAUGCGGGCAAAUUCCUCUCGGGGAUCGAAAAUUCCGCUCUGUGGGAGAGCAAAUAUGGGAGCGUGUACCGUAUCUGGGCAGGAAUGAAGCCGGAAAUUGUGUUGACGAGGCCCCAUCAGCUGUCGGGCAUCUUUGGUGAUUCCGAUAAGCACAUCAAGGCUGCUGCGAAUGAUUCGGGAGCAUACAUGGAUCAAUUGCUCGGAAAGUGCAUUGGGCUCAUCAGCGGAGCAGCUUGGAGAAGGGUCAGAGCCAUUACCGAGACUCCAUUCGGAUACCGGACCGUCUCGGCCAGGCUGACUCAUAUUGAGAGUCAUGUUAUCCAGCAUUUUGACGGCCUCCAUAGGACUGGCAGGCUGGGGCAAGGAGCUUUGCAUCCGGCCGAGGACAUGAAGAUGUUGCCGUUCUGGAUAGUUUGCGAGCUAUUCUACGGCCAACUGCCACCAGAGCUGGUCGGGGAGCUCGUCCAACUUGCCCCUCUCCGAGAGCACAUAUUUCACCACGUCGUCCAAGGUGGGUUGACCCGAUUCGCCUGGUCUAAAUGGCUACCCAUAAGGGCAAACACCGAGCUGCGGGCCUUUCAACGCCGCUGGAGGGCCUUCAAUGCAGCGGCCCGAGGCUACGCUCAGACCCACGAUGCCACCGCACCGAUACUUCGCAUGUAUGAGGCUCUGGACCGCGGAGACAUCAGCGAGGAUGAGCUAGUGCAGACCCUCGACGAAUCGCUUUAUGCCAACCUUGACGUUACAACGGGGGCACUUUCUUGGAACUUAGUCUUCUUGGCAGCCCACCAAGAUGUCCAGGAGCGACUGCGAACAGAAGUGCAGCUUGCGUUGCGAGAAGACCGGAUGGCCGAGUAUGUGUGUAGUGACUCGACCUACCUUGCAGCGUGUGUGCUCGAGUCUAGCCGCCUGAAACCACUCGCUGCUUUUAGCGUUCCGCAAGCAGCACCCACUACGCGCGAAGUCGACGGAUACAUGAUCCCGGCCCGGACCAACAUCAUUGUCGACUCCUACGCUUUGAAUAUCCAGAGCGACACAUGGGCUCCGGACAAUGCCACCUAUCGGCCGGACCGGUUCCUCGAAAAGCGAGGCGCAGAGCUCAGGUACCGUUUCUGGAGAUUUGGCUUCGGCCCACGGCAGUGUAUGGGCAAGUACGUCGCAGACUUGACAAUUAGGCGGACUCUGGUACAUAUUGUGCAAGGAUAUGACUUGGGUUGGCUAGACAAGGAAGACUGGGCCCGUAAGGAUGACACCUGGAUCACACAUCCCGAUUUCCUACUGAAGUGUACUACGAGGAAGAGGUGA
This is a messenger RNA of Thyridium curvatum, 1413 nucleotides long. RefSeq lists its product as uncharacterized. The transcript has 2 exons. The record is from RefSeq and is a predicted model, not a curated record. Gene Ontology annotation, molecular function: oxidoreductase activity, acting on paired donors, with incorporation or reduction of molecular oxygen; iron ion binding; heme binding. Bases 1 to 1413 code for a protein of 470 amino acids. Lineage: Eukaryota; Fungi; Ascomycota; Sordariomycetes; Thyridiales; Thyridiaceae.